Arachis duranensis is the source of this 936-nucleotide messenger RNA. RefSeq lists its product as uncharacterized. The coding region runs from base 1 to 936 and encodes 311 amino acids. NCBI's taxonomy places the organism in Eukaryota, Viridiplantae, Streptophyta, Magnoliopsida, Fabales, Fabaceae. The record is from RefSeq and is a predicted model, not a curated record. The transcript has 4 exons.
AUGGCUAAGAAAGUUGACAAACCCAUAAGAGAUCACAUUAUUGGGAGAGAAGAGAUUCGAACCAUUUUGUUACGACAGUUGCGCAAAACUAGUAGGUGUCGUGAUAUUUUACGAAUGGGCCCACAUGCCUUUUUAGAGUUAUGUGCAAAAUUAAGGGCAACUGGUCAUGUGAAGGAUACUAUACAUGUCACAAUUAAGGAAACCAUUUCAUUCUUCUUCCACCGGUCUGGAGAGACAAUCAGUCGUAAUUUUCAUGCUGUUCUAAGAGCUGUAAUCUCACUUGAAGAAGAGUUUCUUCAGCAACCUUCCGAAACAACCAUUCCAUCAGAGAUUCUUCGAAGCAAUAGAUUUUAUCCAUAUUUUAAGGACUGUAUUGGAGCCAUUGAUGGAACACAUGUCAGAGUCAAGGUUCCAAUAGCUGAUCAACCUAGAUUUCGUGGAAGAAAAGAAUGGCCAACUCAAAAUGUACUUGCUGCGUGCAAAUUUUAUCUUGGGGAUGCUGGAUUCAUGCUUAAACAUGCUCUAAUAACUCCAUAUCGAGGCGUAAGAUACCAUUUAAAGGAGUUUGCUGGACGUGAACCUGAAAAUGCAUAUGAAUUAUUUAACCUUCGUCAUUCUUCGUUACGAAAUGUGAUCGAAAGAUCCUUUGGAGUUUUGAAAAAAAGAUUUGCAAUUAUAGCAGGUGGUACAGAACCUUAUUAUGACGUAGAGGUUAUGGUUGACAUUGUCCUAGCAUGCAUUAUACUCCACAACUUUUUAAUGGGUGUAGAUCCUAACCAAUACUUAAUUUCUCAAGUGGAUCGAGAAUUACAAAAUAAUAAUCCAGAAGCCACUAAUGAAGAAAGAGAAGAAGUAAAUGAAGAUUACCGGCGAGGUGCAGCGCUUAGGGAUAACAUGGCGGCUCAAAUGUGGGCUGACUAUCAAAUUGAAAGAUGA